Solanum pennellii is the source of this 1361-nucleotide messenger RNA. RefSeq lists its product as uncharacterized. The record is from RefSeq and is a predicted model, not a curated record. NCBI's taxonomy places the organism in Eukaryota, Viridiplantae, Streptophyta, Magnoliopsida, Solanales, Solanaceae.
ACUAUUGAGUAGCAAAGUAGGUGUAUGUAAUAGGAUGAUCCCUACACCAUUAAUGACUCCUCACUAGUUAUAAAAUUUUCACACACCCUGGAAUCUCACUUUCACAGCCCAAAAUCCAAAAUCCAAAAAAAAUGACAACACCAGGGGAAAAGCUACAAGAAAUUCAACCUCAAACUCACAAAAUGCAAAAAUCCCAACUUUACUUCAAUCCAUUGAAGACCCUUUUCUUCUUGAUUCUUUUCAGCCAUGCCCAGAUGAGAUUUUGUUCUGGGGUUUCAGUUCUUGACCUUAAAUCAGUUAAAGAUAGUAACUUUAACCUAAUGGGGAAAAGGGGUUGUUCAGAAAAGCUUCAAGAAUGCUCAGAAAUGGUGGAUGAAGAAGAUAUGAUGGAUAGUGAAAGUAAUAGAAGGGUUUUGCUUAUGCAAAAAAAGUACAUUAGUUAUGGUACAUUGAAGAGGGAUUUGGUGCCUUGUAAUACUCCUGGUGCUUCAUAUUAUAAUUGUCAAGCUCCUGGUGCAGCUAAUAAUUACAACAGAGGAUGUGAGAUUAUUACAAGGUGUGCUAGGGAGGAGUUCAUUCACGCGCUGAGAAGACUCUUUUUUCUGGAACAAUUCGUCUUUAUUUGCAUGAAGAUGUACCAAAAAUGUGAAAAGGUUGAAAUAUACAAUGCACUUGCUGAAAAAAUGUUAGGUAAAGGUCCUCUUCUGAUUCAACCCGCCCCCCAUACGGGAGCCUGGCACACUGGCCCAGAGUGGCCGGGUGGGUUGGGCUUGUCCCAGCCCAGCCCACUUGCCACCCUUAUACUGGUAUUUCUUUAACUUUAUAUUCCCAUUUAGUUGGAGUUGUUUAGUUCAACUUCUAAAUAGAGACAAAGUAUUUGAAGCAUAAGCUAUCCAUACUAACACCAACAGACACAAGUAGAUCAUCUUUUUUUUUUGUCUUCCUGUCAUGUCUCACAAAAUAAUGGUUCUUUAUCCAGUGGACCAACUAGUUGCUAUAUCUCGACACUCAGUGGAGACAAAACAUACUAGGUGAUUUCCUUGCACCCCUAAGCCGUGGCCGUGGCAGGUAGAGUUACUGGUACAUGUGUUGGUGGGAGGUAGCAGUUAUCUGAUGAAAUAGUUGAGCGAGAAAUCGUUGCAGUAAAUUUUAAAUCUACAGAGGAAAUAAUUUCAUUUUUUUUUACUUUAUCUAGAAAAUUUAUAAUAGUAGUAGUACUAUAUUCAUCUACAUUAAUUAGCAGAAUAAAUGCAUGCCUACUAGUAGAGAAAUUAUUAAUAUCUAUACUGACAUAUCUCUAUUUGGAUUGUUGGAAAGUAGAAAAAAAACUAGUAUGCCUAAUUAAUGUAAAAUGUUUUUCA